GCGAGUCCCACUUGGCGAGGAUCCACGACGACUGGGUGAAAGCAACAGAAGAGUACGACAGAGCUGCCGAGGCUCCUUCCAAAGAGCAGCAGCUGGAGAGGGGUGCCAAAGAACUGCGGAAAGCCUUGUCCGGCAAGAGCUUUGUCUUCAAUGACCAUCCAUGGACCGACCGGGAACCUCCCAGCACCGUGGAGAAGAAGAUACAGCGAUCCUGGGAUGCUUCGGAAGUUGAAGCCAAUCAGGCCCUGAUUCGUGAGAUCGCCGAGAUCCUGAAGAGAUAUCCGAAUCUGACAUUACGGAUCAAGGGAAUCUCCGACGGCUCUGGCUCGGCUGACAAUCUUACUCAGGUGGCUUUUGCCAAGGAUUUCGAGACAGACUUUCCGACGGAGGUGAUGGACAAGACUCUACCCUACGCUCAGGGCCGUGUGUUAACGGUCAAGCGCAUGCUGGUGGAAGAAGGCAUUGCCCUGGAUCGGAUGUCCUCACAGCUGCAGGAGGGAAAGAACAGGUCGGUGGACCUUGAAGUGGAGUAG
This is a messenger RNA of Symbiodinium necroappetens, 533 nucleotides long. Lineage: Eukaryota; Dinophyceae; Suessiales; Symbiodiniaceae. The record is from the annotation of a GenBank genome assembly.